CGCGUGAGUCGGGUAUUUAACACUACGCAGCGCGCACGCCGGCCGCUAGUCGCACGCUACCCGCGACGCUUGCGCCGUCCAACACUCUACUGGCAUUUACACGCAUCCCCUAAAUAAACAAUUAGAUAAACUUUGACCGGUGUAACAAAAGAAAACACCCCUUAUGGGGCACAACUUAUUUACUUGGUGCGCAGUAGCGCUAGCACUAUGCGCGCGCGCUACAACGUCCCCGCGCUCCGACUUCAACACGUUCCUGCGCAGUGUGGUAGAGACAGUACCUGAACACGACCCUCUCGCCGCCCCCAUCAGAUCCUCAGUCGAAAGUAUACCACUCAGGAGUCUUCGAGAUGAAGGCGAAAAGCGAUUGCCUUUACGAGAUGCAGUGGAGAAGACACCAAUCGCCAUAUUGGAUCCCGAGACCUUAUACAAAUCUUUAGAGGAUCCGGAAACAAUUCCAUAUUACGAGGGAGUCCCCAACCUUAGACAUUAUUACGGAGCAGCAAGUUACCUGAACAAUGCUACUAGAACUGACGAAAGACUCCAACAAGGAAAUGCAAAUCUACAAGAAAUGCAGCAGGUGACAGGUCCAGCGGCACGCAGGUUGGUGGUGUGUUAUAUGGAGUCGUGGGCGGCCUACCGCGCGCCUCCCUUGGCCUUCACCGCGGGGCUGGUGCCACCCUCUUGCACUCAUCUCCACUACGCCUUCGCUGCCAUACACCCGCACACCUACGCUGUCAUACCCUCCAACGAAGACUACGAUGUUGUCAAAGGUGGCUACCGAAUCGCAACGGGUUUAAAGAAGAGACACCCUGGUCUGCGAGUGGUGAUCAGCGUGGGUGGAGACGGGACUGACAGACUGUUCAGCGAAAUGGUUCAGGAGCCCAUACGACGCACCUCCUUCAUCGACAGCGCCGUCAGUUUCUUGAGAGAACACGACUUCGACGGUCUAGAUCUUCAUUGGGUGUAUCCAGGCGAAAAAGAUGACAAAGAAAAAGAGAUGCUGACCACCCUUCUGUACGAACUCAGGGAAAAGUUCUCAUCGUAUGGACUUCUUCUUUCAACUGUCUUACCACCAUUCAGGUACCAAAUAGAAGAUGGAUACGACCUGACCGCAGUCAGCGGAGCGACAGACUACACAGUCUUACAGGCGUGGGACAUGACACAUGCCAGGGGGGGUGAUCCUCCAACCCGGGCAGUUCAGCACAGCGCCUUACACCGCGACCCUGGCGCGGCAGCGAGAGAUCAACGAUAUGACAAUAUCGAGUUCAUGGUGAAGUACAUAAUUCGCCACGGGAUGGCGGCGGAUAAGGUGGUCCUAGGGGUCCCACUGUUCGGGCGCAGUUACACCCUGGCUCCGUCAACGUUGCCGGCACCUGGUGCUCUCGUCAGCGGGUGGGGAGACGAGGGACAGUACACGCAGACUAAGGGAAUGCUUGCAUACUUUGAGAUUUGCAUGGCAGAGCGUGAAGGCAAAGGUUCUAGCGGCCUGGAUGAAGCUGGCAAUUCUUACGCCGUCUUCGACAACCAGUGGAUUACUUAUGACACACCCUCGAAUAUACUAGAAAAGAUGAAGUUCGUGAUUAGCACCGGCCUAGCGGGCGCUGCGGCGUGGGCUGUCGACAUGGAUGACUUCCGUGGGCUGUGUGGCACUCCCUUCCCCAUGCUAAGAGCUAUCGCUACCAGCCUCAACGGAGAAGCGCUACAAACGGAUCAAUCAUCCCUGAAGCUCGGCGCGUGCGACUCUAGCAGUCCGUACCUAGCGUCAGACGAGAACUCCUGCGCACACUUCCAGUUCUGCACGGGCGGUGUCAACUACCGCCUGAUAUGCGAGGACGAGCGCCUUUAUGACCCCGCCACUGGGUUCUGUGGACAUCAGGACGUAGCCAAGUGCGUACCGGGACAAAGCCUCAGAAUAAAUGUGGAAGACGCGUCGCGAUUCCUCAGUCAAGCAUACCAGGCUGAUUUUGAAUGGGGAGAUGACCCCGUCAAAGACGUCAUCAAAAAGAAUAAUGAACGUGAAAGACUAAUGGACGAAAGUGAUGUUAAAAGAGAAAAAGCCAAUGAUAAGCGCGUGGUGUGCUAUAUGACGAGUUGGGCAUUCUACCGGCGAGGGGAGGGCAAGUUCGUCCCGGAACAAACUGACACCAGACUCUGCACCCACGUGGUCUACGCCUACGCAUCACUGUCGCCAGACGAACUUGUCGCCAAAGAAUUCGACCCGUGGACUGAUAUCACCAACAAUUUGUACGAGCGUGUGACGUCACUAAGCGACGUGAAAGUCCUCCUCGGUCUGGGCGGGUGGACGGACUCCGCCGGAGACAAGUACUCGCGGCUCGUGUCGUCAUCAUCCGCUCGCGCCAAAUUUACGGAAAAAGUGGUCGCCUUCCUGAAGAUGCACAAUUUCCAAGGUCUGCACCUGGAUUGGAACUACCCAGUCUGUUGGCAGAGCAACUGCAAAAAAGGCGCUGUCUCCGAUAAAGCGAACUUUGCUAAGCUGGUUCAGGAACUAUCAACAGCUUUACACAAGACAGGCAUGGAGUUAGGAGUGGCGGUCUCCGGAUACAAGGAAGUCAUCGACUCUGCUUACGACCUACCAGCUCUGUCCAAAGCUGCUGACUUCUUAAGUGCUAUGACGUACGACUACCACGGCGGCUGGGAACGCAAAACCGCACACCACACUCCCCUUGUACCUUCGCCGGGUGAUCCCCUCGCGUACUACUCUAUAGAAUAUGCCAUCAAAGCGCUCAUAGGCGGUGGAGCAGACCCUAAAAAGUUGAAUCUUGGGUUGUCGUUCUACGGGCAGUCAUACAGACUGGCCGACGUAGAGGGCCCUAGUGGACCAGGGGCCCCCGCCGCCGGCCCUGGCGAACCCGGGGAGUUCACCAAACAACCUGGAAUGUUGGCGUACUACGAAGUUUGUUAUAGAGUUAAAAAUAUCAGAUGGAAAACUGGCCGCCAAGACAAAGCAGGUCCCUAUGCCUAUUCUGACAAUCAAUGGGUGGGUUAUGAUGAUCCGAAAUCAAUCACUGAAAAGGUCGAAUGGGCGAUGCGACAAGGUCUAGGCGGUGUGGUGGCAUGGGCUAUCGACUUGGAUGACUUCAGCAACCGGUGCUGUGCGGAGCCUUCACCCCUACUGCGUGCGGCGGGGCGUGCCCUGGGCCGCUCGGUGCCGCCGCCGCCCUCAGCGCCCUGUGAGCGCCCGCCCGAGCCAGUAACGCCGGCGCCGCCUACAACCACUACUGCUGAGUCUGAUGGAUCAGCAACAAGCGCCCCAAGCGGCGAUCACAGCCACCACGAGCACCACACGUCCACCACUUGGCCGAGCUGGAACCCCGGCUCCACCAGCUCCGCCACGCAGCAGACGUGGUGGCCACCAGCCACCACUCCCAUGACCACCACUUCUACUACCACCACUACCACUCGCCGACCCACUGUCGCGCCUUCAAAACCGCCGAGUAACGGUGGUCUAGAAGGCACCCCAUGCCGGGCUGGCGAGUACAAGCCCUCUCCGGACGACUGCGGGGGUUACUUGCAGUGUGAGGGCGGGCACUGGCGCAAACAGCACUGCGCCCCCGGCCUGCACUGGGCCGCCGCGCACAACCGCUGCGACUGGCCGAGCUUCGCCAAGUGUACUGAAUCUCCCAGCAACGAAGCCAGCACAGCGACGACCACUCUGGCGCCGAUGACAUCACGCCCCCCUCCGAGACCUACCACCACGACCACCACUACCACCACCACUACCACCACCAGACGAACCACCACUUCAACUACCACCACCACUACCACAGCUAAACCCACAACUUCAGCACCUGCAGUCGGUUCUGGCGGUGCAUCAGAAGGCGCACCAUGCACGGGUCAGUACCACGAGGUGUCCGGCGACUGCAGCGCCUACCUGCAGUGCGACGGCAACGUGUGGCGCCUGCAGCACUGCGCCCCCGGCCUGCACUGGAGCCCUGCCGAGAGCCACUGCGACUGGCCCAAAUAUGCCAAGUGUCAAGGCUCUUCGGCUCCGAAACCAACUGCAGCGACACCCAAACCAACCAAGCCUCCUAGACCAGUGCGACCACCAACUACAGUUUCAUCAGGUAAUGCGCCGAGUGAAGACAAAGAAUGCGGCAGCAACGAGAUGCACGCUCCAGCCAGCUCGUGUGACUCGUACCUGCUGUGCGUCUCCGGCCGCUGGCGCAAGCAGCUGUGCCCCCCAGGCCUGCACUGGGACAAGCGGACCAACCGUUGCGACUGGGCUGAUUUCGCCAUGUGUGAAGCGAAUAAACCCGGCACAACAAAGUCCCCUAUAUCAGCAACGUCGACUUCAACAACAACUACUAGACGCCCCUCGUACACUACAUCUACCACCAGACGCCCAUCAUACACUACCACCAAGAAGCCUAUCGUAGACGUUGACCCUAUUAAACCUGGCGAGCGUUGCCAAACAGGCAUGUACUACCCGCAUCCGAAGUGCGAGAAGUUCUUCGUGUGCGUCAACGGUAUGAUGAUAGCCCAAAGCUGCGCGCCCGGCCUGGUGUGGAACGCAGACCACAAUCAGUGCGACUUCCCUAGCGCCGCCUCGUGCUCCGACCGCCGGCAAGUCUCCGCCGCCAUGAUCGACAGCUCCAAGCCUGACAGCCAGCAAACCACAUAUUGUAAUAACGGAGAAUACGCUAACAUGCCUUCGGACUGCACGCGUUAUCGUCACUGCAUCUUUGGAAAAUUCGAGGAAUUUGCUUGCAGUGCUGGUCUUCAUUGGAAUCAGGACAAACAAAUUUGCGAUUGGCCCAAAGCAGCGAAAUGCAAGUCAUCCGCUCCCAAACCUUCCAAGCCUGCGACCACUGCAAAGCCUGCGACACCCGCGAAGCCUCCAGGACAAAUGAAGCCUUCAGUGCCAGAUCACCACGAACACGGUCAUCAUGAAACACAUCCAGCUGCAUCAAAGCCAGUCGCCACAAUUCCAUCACCCGGUACAUCAUCUGAAGCUACAAAACCAGCGCUUGCAAAUAGUCGCUACAAGUUGGUGUGCUACUACACCAACUGGUCGUGGUAUCGACCCGGUCUUGGCAAGUAUACUCCUGAAGAUAUCGACCCCACUCUUUGCACCCAUAUCAUCUAUGGAUUCGCAGUUCUUGGCAAAGAUGGCCUCAUCAUGGCGCACGACUCCUGGGCUGAUUAUGAUAAUCGUUUCUACGAACGCGUAGUGGAGUACAAACGUCAUGGUAUCAAGGUAUCUCUGGCUCUUGGUGGCUGGAACGACUCAGCUGGCGACAAAUACUCGAGACUAGUCAACGACCCCGCAGCUCGCGCCCGAUUUGUGGAUCACGCUCUCGAGUUCGUCGACAAAUAUGGCUUCGAUGGACUCGAUCUCGACUGGGAGUAUCCUAAAUGCUGGCAGGUGGACUGUUCAAAGGGCCCUAACUCCGACAAGCAAGGUUUCGCGGACCUCAUACGAGAACUCUCAGCGGUUUUCAAACCACGAGGCCUAUUACUAUCCGCCGCCGUUUCUCCAAGUAAAAUGGUUAUAGACGCUGGUUAUGACGUCCCAGUCAUGGCGAGAUAUUUGGACUGGAUUGCUGUCAUGACGUAUGAUUACCACGGACAGUGGGACAAGAAGACUGGCCAUGUUGCGCCGCUAUACUAUCAUCCUGAAGACGAUAAUACCUAUUUCAAUGCUAAUUACACAAUGCACUACUGGAUGCAGAAAGGAGCAUCGUCGUCAAAACUUGUUAUGGGUUUCCCGUUGUAUGGGCAAGCAUUCACUCUAGAAUCAGAAAUGCAAGCUAGCGGGUUGAACACUCCAGCUAUAUCAGGUGGCGAUGAAGGAGAGUACACCAGAGCCAAAGGCUUUUUGGCUUAUUACGAGAUAUGUGACCGUAUCAAAAACCAAGGUUGGAAAGUAAACCAAGACCCCUACAGACGUAUGGGCCCAUACGCACACAAAGGCAAUCAAUGGGUAUCUUUCGACGACCCAGAAAUUAUCAAAAAGAAGGUUAACUUUCUGAAAUCUUUGGAUUUAGCUGGUGGAAUGGUCUGGGCCCUUGAUCUUGAUGAUUUCAGGAACAGAUGUGGUCAAGGCAAACAUCCACUGCUAAACGCAAUCAAAAAUGGUCUGCUAGAUACACAUGUAGAGGCAGAAUCUAUUCCCUCGCAGGCUAUUGUUGAACCUGCAAAUGAAAUAGACGAAGAUUUAGAAGAUAUUGAAGUACGGCCUAGUUACAAGCCUAAACCGACCACGCAAAAACCCAUGAAAAUAACUACCAAGCCUCAAACUUCGAAACCACAAACUACUACGACACGACCUACAUUCAAAGAAGAACGUUACAAGGUCGUCUGUUAUUAUACAAACUGGGCUUGGUACAGAACGGGUUCAGGCAAGUACACACCCAGCGACAUUGACCCAUCUCUUUGCACCCACAUCGUGUACGCCUUCGCUGUCCUCGAUAGCAACAAACUUGUCAUCAAACCUCACGACAAUUGGCUUGACGUUGAAAACAAAUUCUAUGAUAAAGUAGUAGCACUGAGAAGUAAAGGCGUUAGAGUUCUUCUCGGCUUGGGUGGUUGGAAUGACUCUGCUGGCGACAAAUAUUCGCGACUUGUGAACAAUCCGUCUGCAAGGCGGAAGUUUGUAGUACACGCCCUAGAUUUCAUCCAGCAAUUCGGUUUUGACGGCCUAGAUCUCGAUUGGGAGUACCCUAGGUGUUGGCAAGUAAAUUGUGAAAAAGGACCAAGUUCCGACAAGCAGGGGUUCGCUAAUCUGGUGAAAGAACUGCGAGCAACAUUCCAACCACACGGUUUACUCUUAUCUGCAGCUGUUUCUGCCAGUAAACGUGUUAUCGACCUUGCAUACGACGUACCAACUCUAUCUCAGAAUCUUGACUGGAUUGCAUUGAUGACUUACGAUUAUCAUGGUCAAUGGGAAAAGAAAACUGGCCAUGUUGCUCCUAUGUACGCCCGCGAAGACGAUGCAGAUAAGACUUUGAAUACUAACUUCACGAUUAAUUAUUGGAUGAACAAAGGAGCUUCGGCUAAGAAACUCGUAAUGGGUAUGCCUUUCUAUGGACAGUCGUUCUCUCUGAUUGAAAACAGUGGAUCAGGUCUUGGUGUGGCUACUUACGCUGGCGGCGAAGCUGGUGAUGAGACUAGAGCACGAGGCUUCUUGGCGUUCUAUGAAAUAUGCGAACGCAUCCGAUCACAAGGCUGGAAAGUGACCCGCGACCCGGGCGGACGGAUGGGCCCAUACGCCACUCUGGGAGACCAGUGGGUCUCAUUCGACGACGACUUCAUGAUCCGCCACAAGGCCGAGUAUGUCCGCGCUAUGGAGCUCGGAGGCAGCAUGGUGUGGGCCCUGGACCUAGACGACUUCACCGGUCAGCAUUGCGGCUGCGGAAAGUCGCCGCUACUGCACAAUAUCAACCACGUCUUGCGAGGCACCAAAGCACCGCCCGCUUGCUCUCUCAAAGAAAUUGCAGCUGAAAUCCCGCAGAUACCAGAAGAAGAAACGUCUGUUGAUGUCUCUAGACCUGAACCAGAACCAUCACCAAUCGAACCUGAUAACCGUCCAGAUGAAGAUUUUGGUGGUCAAGGUACGUCGUUGGAAGGUCAAUCGUGUCAGGAAGCCACUUUCAGGGCCGACAACACAGACUGCAGAAAAUAUUACUUGUGCGUGUCUGGACAAUACAUUCAGCUCACCUGCCCAGACGCCUUAUACUGGAACAAGAAUCACUGCGAUUGGCCUGAGAAAUCUCAUUGCAAGAACAGAGGUAACCUUCGGCUUACGGAUGAAAGCAGUCCAAUAGUACAAUCCGAAGACAAGCCAAUUAUUGCUUGUUACUUUACCAACUGGGCUUAUUACAGACAAGGCGAUGGUAGUUUUGGACCAGAACAAGUGAACCCAGCACUUUGCACACAUAUCGUUUACGCCUGGGCGCAUCUUCAGGAGAAGCCAUACAGGUUACAAUCAGGAAACCAUGAACUUGAUAUUGAAAAUGAUUUCUAUGGAAAAAUAACAGAAUUCCGACAGAAGAGCGUAAAAGUAAUCCUAGGAGCAGGGGGCUUAGAAGAUUCGGAGGAUGACAAAUGGAGCCGCAUGGCUGCCGACCGCGAUAAUAGGAGAGAUUUCAUCAACUCUGUCGUUAAAUUCCUGAGAAGGUGGGAGUUCGAUGGUUUGCAACUGGCUUGGCAAUACCCCGCGUGCAUGCAGGGUUGUUCACGAAAAACGUCAGACAAGGAACACUUCAGUACUCUAGUUCUAGAGUUGUCCGGCGCCCUACGAGCUCACAACUUAGAGUUCUCAGUCAUGGUGUCAGCCACCCCUGCGAUGGCGGAGGAAGCCUACGACCCUAAUGUACUGACUGAGGCGGUAGACUGGCUAGCAAUUGCUGCUAAUGACUACUUCGCUUCGACCAGGGGGAAAACGGCCUACCUAGUACCAUUGGAGUCUAGUCAAAUGGCAGGGAUUAACAGCUUUAAUUCAACACUAGCAUAUUGGACGAGCGCAGUUCCAGCGAGACAACUGGUAAUGGGUAUACCGGCGUACGGGCGGUCAUACACGCUGAGACACGGCCAACACACAGACGCGGGCGCGCCCGUCUCCGGCCCCGGGCUGCCGGGGCCUAACACCGCUGUGCCUGGCUUCCUCGCUUAUUAUGAGAUUUGUUCCGGUCUUCGUUCGAAAGAAUGGCGGGAGACUGUGACAUGGGACGGCACGUACGCCGUGAAUGGGGACCAGUGGGCGUCGUACCUGCGGCCGGCGGAGGUGCACCGCGUGGCGGCGUCGGUGUCGCGCGCCGGGCUGCGCGGCGCCGCGCUGUGGGCGCUGGACCUCGACGACGGCCGCGCCGCCUGCGCCUGCGAGCCGUACCCACUCCUGACUGCGCUCAGGCAAGGGCUCCUCGACCCCACCUUACCGCCUACACCCUGUCUAUAAUAAAUAUAAAUAACUCCCUUGAGCUUUCUGCGCACAGAGCCGAGAAGCGGAACAAGCAAAAUUGCAAGCCAGGGCGCAAGAUUUCAUUUGGGUGAAUAUCAAAAUGUGCCAAGUUUGGGAAAAAACACCAACAACAACAAGGAACAAGUUACCUCGUAGCUAGAACUAUCUUUUUUCAUGUCGGAACACAAUUUUUCACGAAAACAUAAUAUGAAAGUGCGCCACCAAACUUGGCACAUUUUGAUAUUCACCCAUUUACGGUUUCGUCCAGAUUCACGCCCGCUUACCUCGCUCUGUGUACAUCAAACUUUAGAUCAACAUACUACUGUAAGACCUAUUCCAUAAGCAAAUACAACGCUUUUGUUGCUGUACCAUUACUAUCUUAAGAUUUCCGAAUACUCUUAAAACUAUUAAGUACCUACCACUAUGAAUAAGUACAUAAAAUAAGUGUGUUUUACAUACUUAGCUGCUGACCAUACGAAGAUCUGUAACGACAUUGUGAUAUUUUUCGUAGACAUCUAGCGCGUUAGAUGUAUGCAUACUUAGAAUAAGUUACUUUUAUAUUUAAAUAAGAUUUUUUUAAUUAUUAUUAAUGAUAAAAUCUUUGAUUUCUACUUGAUACGACACCUAAGCUGUAAUUUAUUAGUAGGCAAGUUUGU
Molecule: messenger RNA, 9576 nt
Organism: Pectinophora gossypiella (pink bollworm)
Lineage: Eukaryota; Metazoa; Arthropoda; Insecta; Lepidoptera; Gelechiidae
Gene: ChiR1
Product: probable chitinase 10
Exons: 53
Coding region: 164-8917 (2917 amino acids)
Biological process (GO): carbohydrate metabolic process; chitin catabolic process
Cellular component (GO): extracellular region
Molecular function (GO): chitinase activity; chitin binding
Source: RefSeq, a predicted model, not a curated record